Messenger RNA from Phanerochaete carnosa HHB-10118-sp, 786 nucleotides. RefSeq lists its product as uncharacterized. The coding region runs from base 1 to 786 and encodes 261 amino acids. NCBI's taxonomy places the organism in Eukaryota, Fungi, Basidiomycota, Agaricomycetes, Polyporales, Phanerochaetaceae. The record is from RefSeq and is a predicted model, not a curated record. The transcript has 5 exons.
AUGGUAGCUAGCCUAACUCGCGACCCCGCUGACGAACCAGACCUCGCCGCUCGGCUCAUGAAGAACGCAUUCAGUCAUCUGGAGAAUGAACUGCUGGAACAGAAACCCUUGUGCAUUUUGCUUGCGCCUGAAUGGCGAAGGAGCCGCGACAAACCUAUCGGGAACGAUGCUUUGGUGUCUAUAGCCGGCGUUGUGCGUUCGCUAGGCGAAAUCUCUCCUCCUCAGAAGAACUGGGACACAAUUCUCAGCAAUAUGCUCCAAAUCCCCAUACUGCAGCCAGAUAACGCCCCCGUGUACCGCAGUGCUGUCCUUCCGUUGCCCAAAGCGCUGGGCCUUAUCGGUAACUGCGAUUCUUCCGUGACUGACCAGGUCAGGUCGUGGUUUACCGCGCUCAUUGAGGACCAAGACAUCCUAGAUUCCAUUGCUAUAGACAGCGUCACCUUGGCCGACAGCGCUUCUCGCAUUGGUGCCCAGCUUCGUUCUCGGUGGUUCCGAGGAAUUCGACGAGAGACGGUCUUCCUUGACAUUAACGUGCUCAGAUUCCCUGACGCAGACCAUCCUUUCUUCGAGCUGUACAAGCUGAAGGUGGACGCCUGGAUGCAGAGGUGGCCCUUCUUCAGUCUAAGACGCUCCAUGAAUGGCCUGACAGGAGUGUUUCAGGCGUACAAAUUCCAACCUCAGAAGUCCAUCAUCAACGAGCUCUCGCCACAGACGUUGGACAAAGCUAUCCAAGAGGCUGAGGCUCUCCUUGACAGUAAGGGACAACUACUGCUUGCGUUCGGGUAA